AUGUCAGAAAUAUGGCGAAAACAAGACGUAAUAGAUUGUACAUACAAUGAGCGAACCACGAAAGCUGCCCUCGCCGCCUCCAGCGCCAUCACCAGCUGCUCUACCACCAUCAGCUUCAUCACCGGCAUUCCCCCCAACACCGCCGCCAUCACUUGCUUCUGUGCCGUCCUCACCGCCCAUUACCCCUGCAGCGCAUCAAACCCCCAGGUGUUGCAGACGCAACAGGAAUGCCGUGUGUUGGGUUCUACGGGCCGUACCUAUACUGGAAUCAUCGAGGGAAUCAGCGCGGCGGAACUGGAAAGAAUAGCUAAAGAAGAAGAGAGAAAAUGGUUUUGGCAGAACGGCAAAGAAAAAGAGGAAAAAGAACAAAGUGUUUAUAAAGAAUUAAAAAGUUUGGGACAGAAGUGUGCGGGCGGGGGAGGAGUAUGCGGUCUGACUGGUUGCUCGAACGACGACCGGAGGCUGCGCGCGCGCCGGCCGCAGGAGAGCCGGGCGCGGGUCGCGGCAGUGUCGUGCGCGCCUCGCAUGCGCCUGCGCAGCCCGCCGCCGCCCGACCAGCGCGCCAUCAUAGCGUACGCCGGGAAAAGUAAAAGUUUUCAGUGCAGUGCAGUGCAGUGGUAG
Messenger RNA from Spodoptera exigua (beet armyworm), 621 nucleotides. Lineage: Eukaryota; Metazoa; Arthropoda; Insecta; Lepidoptera; Noctuidae. The record is from the annotation of a GenBank genome assembly.